Messenger RNA from Emericellopsis atlantica, 2199 nucleotides. RefSeq lists its product as uncharacterized. The coding region runs from base 1 to 2199 and encodes 732 amino acids. Lineage: Eukaryota; Fungi; Ascomycota; Sordariomycetes; Hypocreales; Bionectriaceae. The record is from RefSeq and is a predicted model, not a curated record. The transcript has a single exon. Gene Ontology annotation, biological process: transmembrane transport.
AUGAUGCGCAGCCAUCUGCUCCUGGCAGCCUGGGGCGCGGUGGCUGCCGUGUCAGGGGCGUACAUCCAAACCCAGGACUGCGCUGGCGGCUACACCAACCGAGGAAUGAAAGCCUUUAUUCGCGGGUACGAGGCUGGCCAUAUGCAGCUUCAACUUGACAUUGCCGACAACGUGGAGCGGAACGACCAAUGCGAGACAGAGCAGCAUGAGAAGAAUGCAACAGCGAACCUGAAGCUGUUGACUCUGGGCAGCGCCCAUGUGUACGACGCAAUCUCAUCCAACUACACAUGCGAGGGCGGUGUCUGGGGGUACUAUGAGUUCGACUUGAACGUCGCCCAGCCCCAUCUCAUUGACACAUAUCUGCUCAGUGUCGAGCUGCGCAACUCGGACGACGAGUUACUGGGCUGUAUCGAUGCGCACUUGACGCCAGCGCUCCCUGGUCCCUUUGUCCGGGCCAUCACAUGGGCGCCCAUCUGCAUCUUCGCGCUCAUCGUCCUCGUUGCCCUGUGGCGGGAGACCGCGAACCUGUCACUCGACAGCAGUGAAGAUCUGGGUCCGUCGACGAGGGACACUUCUCAUGGCCACGUCACACGUGUCGCUGACUAUCUGUCCUACCUCCAAUUCAUCUUCUUCUCGGCCGCGCUGAGUCUUCACUAUCCAGGCUUCUUGCAACCUGUCGCCAGUCGCACCAGCUGGUCCACGCUCAUGUUUCCCGCCGGGAUGGUGCAGAGAAAGAGCUGGUAUCCAGGAGUUGCGGAUGGCAUCUACGAGACCAAUGGAACCAUGACGGGGUCCGCUGGCUUGGAGGUCGUGACCCAGGUGGUCGGCGGCGCCGUCACCUUUGACAAUUGGCUGAACAUUGUUUCGCUAGCUACCUUGAUCUUCUUUGCUUUGUUCGUGCUUGUGUACCUGGGUGUCAAGCUGACAUGGUCGAGAGACUGGUUUCGAUCAACCCACUCGUUGAGUUUCCGUCACGGUGGUGAUCAACAGGCUGACCUCACGGCUAUUCUGUGGACCGCUGUUCGCCUGUUCUGUGCGUACCUACUUGUUCCGCUGGUGGCGUGGACAACCUAUCAGCUGGUUCACGUCGGAAACAUCCCCAUCUACUACUCCGUGGCCGCCUCUGCCGUUGUCUGCGCCCUGGUCCUCCUCGUUUGGUGGGCAACGUUCUAUGGAGAUCCGCGCAACAUGGGCUAUCUGCUGGUCGACGAUUCGAAGAACCAUGGCAACGCGUCGAGUUCGUCGCGCAUGCGAAGCUACUACUCAACUGGCGUCUAUGUCAUGCUUUUUCUCAGAGGCAUCGCCCACGGGAGUCUGGAAUUACACGGUACGGCGCAGCUAUUCAUUCUGUUGGGGUCAGAAGUCUGCCAAUUGGCCUUGCAGGCGAUCAUCUUGAGGACAACGCCGUUCUCGAGUCGCUCGGGGGCGAUGCCACUCCUUCGACUGGCGAUCUUGGCUCUCCAAAGUGCUUUCCUGCCACAUGUAGCCGCGCAUGGGCCACGUAUGGCUGUUGGCUAUGUUAUUCUGGCCAUACAUGCAGUGGUGAUUAUGGUGCUUUUCUUUACCCCGGCAGUACUUGACCUUGGUGCUCUGGCACGUGGCGUUUGCCUCAGCGGAGUCAAUACGGAAGCCCAUGAGUAUGGCGGAGGCCGGCCCCAGGUAUACGGUCUUCGUCAGCUCAGGCAACGUCCAACUAAUCCUUCGAGCCCCCGACUGCCUGCACUGGAUGAGCAAUCUGACGUAAUGCACGGCCAGUUCUCUGCGUCUCUUCCCCGCCUGGCGUCACCAACAUCUUAUCGAGCUGGCUCGCCAUUGUCAGACGCUGACCAGCAGUCGUUCUUCCGACCACCGCGCACUCCAUCAGCCAUGCUGCCCUCCCGCUUGUCCUCAUCGACCUGGCAACCCGCGACCAGCAGUGAGUCGUCGAGAUCAUCUGAUGGACGCCAUAUUAUCGGGAGUAGAGCAAGCCCAAGUUUGAUACGUAGUAGUAGCAGUGGUGACGACAGCAGUGGCACGCAUGGCGGAGAGAGCAGCGAAUCGCGUUGUGAGCCUUCCCCCCUGGAUCCCAACGUGGACUACUCUGUGCGGGAGGCGGACCAGUACUAUACCAAUCCGCGAAAAUUAUCUUUCGGCCAAGCACAGCCCGAGGGAAAGCGGAAAGCACUGGAUAAGAUGUGGUUUAUUUGGUCAAAGAGAUAG